Messenger RNA from Anoplopoma fimbria (sablefish), 1740 nucleotides. RefSeq names its product secretion-regulating guanine nucleotide exchange factor-like. Lineage: Eukaryota; Metazoa; Chordata; Actinopteri; Perciformes; Anoplopomatidae. The record is from RefSeq and is a predicted model, not a curated record.
AUGCCGCAAAGUUACCGCAAAGUGACUCAUGGAAACGAGCCGGCGGACUGGGUUUUGUUUACACUCUUGGGGUCACCUGUGGAGGACGUGUCUCAGCCCGGGCUGACGGUUUCUGUUCUGCAGGAGGCCGUGACGGCGCUCAGCGGCGGCGGGGGUCACACGGCGGCCGUCACAGAAAAUGGAGAGGUGUUUGUGUGCGGACAGAAUCACAGAGGCCAGCUGGGACUUGGCCACAAUGCAGACGUCUCAACUCUUCAACUCUGCCCCAGUCUGAAUCAGAGGGUCACAAAAGUAGCCUGUGGUUGGGAUUUUACUCUUCUGCUCAACGAUUGUGGUCGAGUACUAGCAUGUGGAUCAAAUGCUUAUGGACAACUAGGUGUUGGACAAAACAUCACACACUCUGCAGAUCUACUGGUCAUUGAGAGUCUGGAGGAGCCAGUGGUGAGUGUAGCAGCAGGACUCAGACAUUCGCUAGCUGCUACUGACUCAGGCUGUGUAUAUCAGUGGGGUAUUGGUCUUUUCAGUCAUGCUAGGAGAGCACUCAGUCCACGUCCUGUCCCUUCACACCUCAGCUCUACGGUGCCCUCUCUGGUACCAGGUCUGGAUAAGAAGACCACACACAAGGUGACUGCAGGCUCAGCGCACUGUGUGUGCCUUACAGGAGACGGGGAUUUGUUUCUGUGGGGAAGCAACAAGCGUGGCCAGCUGACUGCUACAGAGCCCUUCCUGUCCUCUCCAACUCUUGUGAAGCGCUCACUGCUGGGAAAAGAGAAAGUUAUCAAUGUGUGGAGCGGCUGGACGCACAUUGUUGCUCAAACAGAGAGUGGGAGAGUGUUUACAUGGGGCAGAGGAGAUUAUGGGCAACUGGGCCGACAAGCAUCGACCAGUCAGAACUCAAAGUGGCCAUCGACUGAUCCCUCAGCAGACGUUGGAAACCAGGAAGCUUGCCUCCCUGCAGAAGUUAAAGUCCUCCGUGGAGCGACACAGAUUGCAUGCGGAUCUGAACAUAACCUCGCUAUUGUAGGCGGGUGUCUCCUCUCCUGGGGCUGGAACGAACACGGGAUGUGUGGAGACGGUUCACAGAGCGACGUCUGUCAGCCACAGCUCGUUUCUGGUCUCAGACCCGUUCUCAUUGGCUGUGGAGCUGGACACUCUAUAGCAAUGUGCGCUGCGACGACCGACUUAAGACAAAACUCUGCAACGACUCCUACUCACUGACCUCGGACCAGGAACAUUUAUUCAUCAUGAGUCAAUCAGAGACGAGAAUUGAUUCACAAUUUUUUUGAAUUAUCUGACUGAUAAAGUGGCUUAUUGGUGCUCUUAUUGUGCCUUAUACUGUAACUUUCACCUUCUAAUAGGCGACUCGAGCUCAUUUUAAAAGAUCAGGCUUCAAACUGCAGUUGUCAUAAAUACUGAUGUUUUUGGUUGGACACAGACUGAGUUAUGUUACAUGUGGACAGAGGCCAUCAUUUCUCUGACCAGCCUCUUACUUUGAUGGACGUGAUUUGGGCUGAUGGCUUUGCAGCACAUGGCCACGCCUAAGGCUCCUGGUCCACCUGCCAGAAGGAAGCCGUUAUGGAUCAUGUGAGGAAUGGGCAGGACUGGUGCUAGAGCUCCAUCUUCCCAUGUCAGCAGUUUUAUUGCUGUGAUAUUGAGUGUCAGAACGCAGUCAAUCUCUGCAGUUCAUACUGAAAAUCUCUUGGUCAUCUCAUGAUUUACCACUCACACAGUAAGUGCAGU